CAAACCUCCCCAAAUCCGUCACGUCACUUCGAUCAGCGUGUCGCCCGCCCAGAGACUCAGGGCUCAGGGAGGUGAGGUUGCAGAAGAGGGUUUAUGAUCAACUUGAUUGGCAGCAACAGCCAAAUACUCUUCAGGCUUGUUCCAUGCAAGGCCCCUUGGAGUUGUUUCUGCAGCCAAUGCUGCCAAUGCUGUCAAUGCUGUCAAUGCUGUCAAUGCUGCCAUGUCCAAUCAUGGCCCUUCGCAACCCUCAUCCUGAAGACCGUGGGUGCUUAUUGUGACCGCAGCCUGUGGCCCUGAGUAACAAUCACCGAGUACUAAUACCAUUUCAAUGCCGCUGCUGAAUCCUGGAUGUGUUUGCGUUCAUCUUUUAUUUAUUCCUUUCAACUCUGGUUGUUCCUCUGAGUGCAUAUUGAGUGUGCACCUUUUGGCUUCCUCCUUUUUUUUUUCCCCCUUCCUUCUUUUUCUUUUCCCUUUCGCUGUCCAUUUUAAUCGUUAUUAUUCUUUUUCAUUCCUAUUUCUAUUUCUCAUUGUUUCCCUCAGCCCCAUUCUUUGAUUCUGUACGGUUUGUUCGUGAAAUUAACCUGUUGAUCGGGUUAAAACCAUAUCUUAUUUGUUUUCCAAACCCUAUUCUGGGCACAGUGAUCUUGAUUCAAUUCGCCAGUCCGAGGACGGAUCAGCCGUUUAGUUGGUUUUUUUUAUUUUAUUAUUUAUUAUUUUUAUUGAUUCGACGUGCUUAAGAAUUUUGAAAACCUCCGAAUUUGGAUUUUGCCCGCUCACAGAUCCGGUAUCUGCUGCCAUGGCGAACCAUUUCAUCCAAACAAAGCCACAAGUUCGGCUGGGUCGAAGUGGACACCUUAAUACCAUAAUCGAAGAUAAACGAGAGUCCCAGUUUGAGGGAAAAAGGACCAUUGAUUACAAGCUCGCGGCCGCUGGUCGGCACUCAGUAGUGAAUCAGACCCGACCGACCCGCCGCUCACCCCUCGGGCCUGUACAUCGCGCUGUAUCUCCAGGAUCUACGGAUUCGUCCCAUUCAAUGCACUUAGGCCCUAGACAGAACCCCGAUUUUGACGAUCUCUACGAUGCCACUGAUGAGGAUGAUGAAGGGGAACUGAGCGAUAGUUGUCCGUCCCUUUGCAGCCAGGGGAACAGCGAAUCUACCAAGUCAUCAAAACUCUCCACGAUUUCGUCAGGUAGUAGCCGCAAAAAAUAUCCCGCAAUUGUUACCCCUUCCUCGACACAUUGGGCCAAUCUCAAUUCUUUCCACAAGCAUUCCCCUGUUCCGCCAACCCCGCCGCCCAAAAUACCCGUUUCGCCAGAAGCUCUCUCUCGCCUGCCAAGGUUUGUUCCGGAGGUAUAUGCUCCUCCAUCCUUAGAUGGCAGUGCAGCUUCGGACCAACCUUCUACUUUGAGCGCACCGCGAACUCCUGAGCUGGAAGUGGCAUCAGACGUUGAUUGGGAUGCACAGUAUCUACGCUUUUACGUUGACUCCGAUACUAAUGGGAACGUCGAAUCCCCCAACAGUGCGACCAUGAGUCCUCAGGUUGAGAUUGAGAUGGAACCCCCCGAAGACUGGAGCCAUGUCCUGGGUCAUUUCCCGCGUAUUCCGGAGCGCGAACCCAAAAUUGACGUACAAAGUGUUUUGGAUAUCCCGGAAAUCAAUAGACCCUCGUCAACGGAUAGUUCGAACAUAGGUGUUGAGCUUCCAACAAACGCUCUUGCCACCCUUCAACAUAUCGAGUUAGAUAACGAUAGUGAUCGCGACUCUGAUAUUUCUGGAGUCAACGAAAUUGGCGAAAUGCAGGAAGUGAAACUGUACUCUGCCAGACCCCGGAGCAUGAACGCUGCGAUUCCUGCUUCCGCUGGUUCAAAUCCGUUCACGCCUCUCAGCAUUCCAUCCCCGGGCGGCUUCUUUUCGUCACUAGGAGGCGAUGCACGCCAUACUUGGUGUUUCUCUACCAUCCCACCGCCUUCAUCUGCUACAGCGGAGAAUUUCUACAAUUGCCCUUGGAACCAGCCCAUGAUAUCUGAUGGCUUUUUUCCCACUACGUAUCCGUUGGGUCGCAGUGACCCUGCCUCCCUGAAGGCAGCAAAUUACCUGCUCUUCGAUGGUUUAUACACGUCCCUUGAUUCCGUCGGGAGGGAACGCAAUUCCAGCAUUGGUCAUAUCGCGGAUGACUACGACGAACUAUACGAAGAAGAAUUGAAAUUUCAGGCUACUUCCAAUCUCGACCGUACAAGCAUUUGGCUCGCAGCCCAGACAGCCUACCUGUCCGCAUUACGUGAGACUAAUCCCGUCAACCAGGUUGAGGGCGCACCGGCAUUAAUUGUCGCGGAAAGCCCACAAGAUAGUUCGCCAAACUCGACCAGGAAGUCGCUUGGACUAGCCACUAUUUUGGAAAACGGCGCUUGUUUAAAGUCCCCCUGUUAUCUUGUGGAGGGUGGCGCCUUGUUCUAUCGAGCCUUUCAGCGCUUAGUACGCAAGUCUAAUGCCCGUCAUGCUUUUUCCCAUGGCAACUUGCGCUUCGAAUCCGUUCAGGCAACGCGGCUCAGCUAUAUGGACAAGCACAUCGACGGCCUCGUUGGGAAAUAUGCCCUGAAUGACCCUGUUCGCCCUCCUUAUCGCGGGCCAUUCUCCCAAGCUCCCCGGAAUUCCACCGUCCCCCAGAUCCUUGCUGACCAAGCUAAGUUUUCCAAGCUGGAGAAGGAACAGGAUGCAACACAUCAGCUACGCAGUUCAGUGUGGGCAAUGGAAGCUCUAAAAUUUUUGAAGGGUGGUUCUCUCCUGUCUGCCCCGGCUGUGAAGCGGCUUGCUAGAGCAAAGGUUCCUCUGGGAGGUGUGGAGAGUGCCGGAUCCCGGCGAAUUAGAGUGCUAGACCUUGGUGGCGAACCAUCUUGCGGCUGGGCGUGGCAUGUCUCUAGGGAUCACCGCGACGUCAAAGUUUACACGGCUGUUACGAAGCAGCACAUUGUGAAUCCAGGAAUGAACGGGCCUUCAAACCAUCGACAGGUCUCUGUCCAAAAUGUUUGGCAACUUCCAUUUCGCGACAAUCAGUUCGACGUCAUAUCUUCUCGUACUUUCCACGCCUUGUUAAAGACCGAUCGCCCAUAUGCUGAAGAGCAGGACGAGUACGAUCUGUGUUUGAAGGAAUGCUUUCGAUGCCUCAAACCAGGAGGUAUCCUCGAGUUCUUCCUGAUGGAUUCGGAGAUCAUUCGCGCUGGAUCGUAUGGUGCCGCCGUAUCUGUUGAAUUUGGGUUUAACCUUAAGACUCGCGGGUACGAUCCUGUCCCUACUAAGUCUUUCAUGUCUCGACUGCAGAAAGCCAAUUUCUCAUCAGCCAAGCGAGCAUGGAUGUUUCUACCUCUUGGUGCGGGAACCUCUGCCCCUCAGACGCAAGCAGAUAUCCAUCCUGAAGCCGGUGAACUUAUGGGAACUACGAGCAACAUAGCCAAUAUCACUGGCCUGCUUGGUGGGUGGAUGUGGGAACAAUGGAUGUUGAAACUCCAGAUGGAGAUGGGCCGCGAGAAGGGAAAACUACUGGAUGAGGUCCCUGGUGUUUAUGCGGAGGGGCAGCAGUCUGGAGCGGGGUGGCGGUGCGUAACUGGAUGGGCGAUGAAGCCCAAGAAAGUCCAUGGCUACGCUUAAAGCUAUUCAUCUCUUUAAACUGUCACUUACUACCGUCACCCGCAAUUCAUUUCCCGCUGAUAUUGAAUCUACAGUGAAGUGUACACUCCAUCUUUGCUGCUUGCUCGUGCAUAGUCUAUCCACCAUUCCUACUGUCUCACUUGAUUAUCCCGCCCGCUUCCCUCAUUCCACUCAUUCCGUCCUUCUCUCUGCCCCUCUCUCCUUUCCUUUCUUCCCCCCCUUUUUCUUUUUUCUUUUCUUUUUUUUUUUUUUUUUCAAUACCUGUAACUGUUUUGGGAUUUGCUACCCUAGUUUUCCUAUGAAAUGGCAAAUGUCAAUCUGAAAUAUGAGGAGAUAUAAUGGUGUUACACAAUAUUAUUAUGAAUCAUGCUAGUGAUAUGCAAGAAUUAUUUACAGAAGAGAUCAUUUGGUGAUUUUUAGAAAUUUGAAAACAGCGUUAUAAACCAUCAAAGUUCAUACAGAGUAUAAUAUGUGCAAUAAUAUCUGUAGCACCAUUUGGGGAAUUUUUAAGCAUUUAACUUUAGUUUAUUGUACAGAGUAUAUGAAUCUUAUGAUCAAAGCUAGCUACCCUUAAGAACUGUAGAAUGGUUAAUCUCUUGUAUUCAUGUGAGAGAAGCCAGCUACAUUAUAUCUAUACAGAAAGAACAUAGAGUUAAUUUGCGGAGUGAAGCGAAGCAAUAUGUUAGAUGCAUUAAAAACCUGAUUAGAAUAGAAGGCGCGAUCUUGCAGGCCUCAUUCUGUGAUAUG
Molecule: messenger RNA, 4390 nt
Organism: Blastomyces dermatitidis ER-3
Lineage: Eukaryota; Fungi; Ascomycota; Eurotiomycetes; Onygenales; Ajellomycetaceae
Exons: 1
Coding region: 797-3643 (948 amino acids)
Molecular function (GO): S-adenosylmethionine-dependent methyltransferase activity
Source: RefSeq, a predicted model, not a curated record